CAAACCAUUAACAACGAGGCAGUGAGCAUAAUUAUGUAGCACUGUGUUUAAACAAGACGAUAUAGAAGAGGGCAGGUGUUGCAUGUUUUAUUAAAUGGGAAAUCUGGUAGGCAGCUGGCGUUUCAAGGAGCCGAGCACCGUUGAGGAAUGCGACUCGACGUGGGGAUCGGACUCGGAGAGCGAUGAGGCGGGACUUGAGGAUGACAGCGGCAUCUCCGACUCCGUCAGCCCGGCGGACAGCGAGUGGGCCGCGGGACACACCGGAGACACCUCCCCGCAGCUGACUGACUCACCAGAGUCUGCUCCAAAGAUGAAGAGGAGUUUCUAUGCUGCCAGGGAUCUCUACAAAUACCGCCACAGCUACCCGAAUUACAGGAGAUCCAGGCAGUCAAACGAGUACCGUAACCUCCGCUUCUACAUGAACAAGAUCCCUCUGGUACCUGAUGGUAUCUACAUUGAGGAGAUUCUGUCCAAGUGGAGAGGCGACUACGACAAACUGGAGCACAAUCACACCUACAUUCAGUGGCUGUUCCCAUUAAGAGAACAAGGGCUCAACUUUUACGCACAUGAACUGACUCAGGACGAGAUUAAAGAAUUUCAAACCACUCGGGAAGCAAAGAGGAGAUUCCUGGCUGCCUAUUCCAUGAUGUUGGACUUUUAUGGCAUCAAAUUGCUAGAUAAAAGCGGUAAUGUGGCGCGGGCUUCCAACUGGAAGGAGCGCUUCCAGCACCUUAAUGAAUCUUACCACAACUACCUGCGUAUCACUCGCAUCCUGAAGUCCCUGGGUGAACUUGGCUAUGAGGCCUUUAAGGCUCCACUGGUUCGCCUUUUUCUGGAAGAGUCGCUGUGCAAUGGUACCCUCCCCAAUAUGCAGCAUAGCAUCCUGGAAUAUUAUGUGUAUACCAUCCGCCUGCCAGCCACCCGCCGGCGCCUGCUCCGCUACGCUCGCCAACACUACAGGCCUGCCCAUGCCUUCCUUUGGGGACCACCGUCUAAAAGGCGGGCAGGUGACACUAUGGGUGCUGGGAGUAGUGGGAUCAGAGCUCCUGCUCCGACACCGGAGCAGCAGAGGAGAGGAGAGGAGAGCGUCACAUCUUCCAGUAGCCGGAUUAUUGUGUCUUCCCAUGAUGCCAUUAUGUGCCAGGACCUGGCUGGAGGAGGGAUCAAGGUCUGCCCAGAACUCGGUUCCAACUUGACCGGCCUGCAGGGAGCCCUCAUGACAGUGGGAGGUAGAGGAGAGAGGAACGAGUACAACGAGACUCUUCCUUUGUAGGGUAUAUGAGUUUGUUUAUAAAUUUCACCAGUUCAGUUGCAAAGAAGCUAAAAAGCUUCAAGAGGACCCCAGAAGAUGCUUGAAUCCCAGCAUCAGGAGAGUAAAACACAGCAAGAGAUAUAAGACUGUUAGACACAUGAUCAGAAUGAGUUCAGGUUAAGGGCUUAUCAUAAACUUAGAUAGUUCAUUUCAAACAAAUAUUUACUUUAAUUUGGAUUAUAAUAUUAGGAUGAAGAGCUUUGAAAGUUUGGACAAAUUUCCAAACCCAUCUAAAUAAGUGGAGACCCCAAUUUAAGUUGCUUUCUUUUCACGUACAUCACUUAACUAGAGAACUGCCUUAUUCAUUUACUGUGGAACUUUUAUUCUGAGGAGGUGUUUACUGACUGGUGAUGAUGGCUUUUGGAAAAAGAGUCAUUGAAUAUUGGAACUGGAGCUCCUCCAAGCAACAAGCAGCAAGCUGAACUGCGUUCUUUUUGUACAGGGGCUGUAUGAUGUUAUACUUACCUAAAUGAGUGAUCAGUAAAAAUCCAUUUUUGGGUUUUGUUUUGUCCAACAAAAGAAAAGUUUAACUGGUUAGCAAUACAUGUUAAUAGCAGGCACAAUUAUAUCUACUCUGUGAUUUUUUUUUUUUUUUUUUUUGUCUCUAAGGUUGAAAGUAGCCACUUACUCCAGAAAUUGUAUAAAACUUAAGAGCAAAAAAAAUAAACAUUUUAUAGAGAUUAGAUAAAUUUAGUGUACACUUAAGGACAGAAAGGCUUUUGGUGACAUUAUCACAUGUAAAUUACUACUGGUAGUUCAGCAGAUCACUGAAAAUUGGCUGUGAUAAUGCACAGCUAAAAACGGUGAAUAACAACUUAUAAAGAAAAAGACAUCAAAUAUAUUUGAAGGCAAAAGCAGUGAGCAUCAGUUAAAUAAACUCUGGAAUCAGAAACUGUGUAAAAAAUAUUUAAUUUAAACCACAAUUCCUUACGUUGUAAAUACAAUUAUUACCCCGCAAUUAUACCGGGUGCGCGGUACGUUACAGCUGCGCCAUGCUUUUGUUCCGAUCUGCAUGGCGUCAUUUUAUACCGCGAGCGUGUCAUGUGUGGAGCGCCCACGAGUGCAGUCCACCGCGAGAUCAUGAAAUCACAGAAGUUUUCUUGUGAUUCUCCACUUCCAGGGUAAACAUCUCAUCAUCUAUGAUGAAAAAAAAAACACUGAGACCCUCUGACUGGUUGAACACGUAAUGUUUUCAUGGUUCAGCAGCGCAAAUCUGCACGGGGACUUUUAUUUUGAAAAAUACCAGAAGCUUUUACACUGCUCCUGUGUCUGAUUUCCUGUCUGCCCCUAUCUGAACUGCGGAAUUGACGCGUUCUGGGUGCGUGAAGCAUCAAAAAUAGGCUUGUCGCAUAAAUGUAGCAGAGCGCCGCGACAAUGCGCUUCUGGGACGCUUCUGAUACGCGCUGCGCCGCUUUCGGUUUAGAACAAGCCAUUGACUAAAAUACCCGCGAAUAGCAGUGGAAGCCGUAACAUGCCGCACACGCACCCGUAUAAUUCCACCUUUAAAGGUGCAGGGAAAACACAGCUUCACUCAUUUGAAUGAAUUAGGUUCAGACAGCGUAUCAAUCUUUUAUAAAAUAGGUUAAGUCUUAUUAGGUUUUAGGAAAUAGAUACUAUAAAUACCUAAAAUGCAUACACUUUAGCCAGAAGCUGAAAAUUGGGACUUUUCUGCAAAUCUAGCUAGUGUUGAAGAGUAGUAGUUUAUCUGGUUUUACUGUUAAGCUGCUUCAAGGGUCGACUGUUAAUAAAAGAUUUAUAGCCUCUGAGCCCGAUAAAUGUAGCCAAUGUGGCAGUGCCUUAAUUCUGCAGUUUAUCUCAUCUCCAGCAGGGGGCGGCCUUUGCAGUUGCAAAAAUUUUAGGACAUUGGCAAAUUUUUUAUUUCAUAUUUAAACUGUUAGCUACGGCAGCUGAGAGCAGCCAUGUUUGAACAUGUUUUUAACAUCAUUAUCUUCAAUUUGUGAGAUAGUUAACUGUUUAUUUAGAAAUAAUAAUGAUUUUUUUCUCGAGGUAACAAUUGAAUUAUUUUAAACACAUUAGACCACAAAUAACUGCGACAAUUAUCAAAAACAUUCGGUUCCAACCUUUUUCAUCGUCAUCUCAUUGUCUCUAGAAACAAAGCUCUUAACCUGUAUGGUAUGUCGUUAUGUUGAGAAAAGGCAGAUUUAUCUACAUAAUGAAAAAAUUCUUACUCGUCAUCAGAUGAAAAUGAGCUUAAUUACCUCAAGAAACUAAUAAUUUACUCAAACUAAAAUUAAGUAAUGGCUGUUUUUGGCUUCCAUAGUGAGCCCAGUAAACAUUAUUAUUAUGGUCUUAAUGGGCUACAAAUAGUCUUCAACGGAUCAUUUUGUAAAUUUUGUAAAUAAUAGUCCAACUUAGAAUAAAAUAGAUAUUAAAAGCAUGGAUGUGCAUAGUUUCACAAAAUGCAGAGCCCAAGGCUUCAGAACAGCAAUUCACAAGGUAAAGUUUGAUAUAACAGUGCUUACUCCAUCUUUCAAACAGUUCAUGAUUAUAAUUCGAUUUGACAAGCAAGAUAAUUUAGGUAAUUAUAGCUAAUUUAAAUGUUCAUAUCUAUCAUUAGUGGCACUUUUUGCCAGUAGGUGUUAGCUAGCUAGGUGUAGCUACAUUAGGUAGCUAGUGUUUGCAACUACUGUCACUUAAAGCUGUAACUUCUUUAUCUUCUGAAUCAAAAUGAAGCACAGUAUAAUGCAAAUAAUUAAUUAAAUAUUUAUCAAUACAUAUAAACUGAAACAACUGGAAUAAAAGUAAUUCAGUCAGUUAAAAUGUUAGCUGCUAAUGUUAGCGAUAGUCUCUAUGAAUUAGAUUUGCUUCUGUAGAUUAAGCUACUUUCGCUGGUUGUGUAUUAGCAUCAAUGAUAACAUGGUAACAAACUUCAUCAAUAUAUUCUGAAACUAUUUUCCUCAUAUGGUUGAUGUUAUAUCAGUUUUUAAGCUAGGCUCAUUAGCUGCCCGUCUUGCAUUAUUUAAGAGUACAACAAUGUUUAAUGUGUAUUCAAGAAUGAUAGCCACUCUGUGUUUUUUUGUCUAACACAUCGACAUUUUUGAUCAACCAUAUUUGAUCAAAUCAGCAAAAACUAUGCUUUUUUAAGCUGCCAUUGCCAACAGCAUGUUUUCAUCUAUAAGCCGUCCACACUGAACUAAAAAAAAUGCUGGAUGUGGAUUUUUAGCUAAGUUCAUGUGAUCACAUAAGUGAUGUGUGGUGUGAGUUUCACUUUUCCGACAAUCUGUGUCUUCCUGUAGGUAUCUCAGAAUUGCUGCACAUCAUAAACAAAAUAGAUUGUUCUCAAAUUUUCUACCCUAGCAAUAAUUUAACUUGAUGUGAGAAAGUGAACAUCCAUGUUGUAUUGAUUUUAGUCAUGGUGGAAAAAAUAGGGCUACAUUUGUGGAGUUGCAGUUGCUGAUAUUUAUUGUCAGACGCUCAGUAUGUUAAUUUAAGAUCUAUAUUACAGAGAAGAAAUAAUAUUUCACAUAAAACUAAUAAAAUAUAUAUGUUGUGAGGGUGCAGGGAUCAUAUUUCUCACUAGGUAAGGCCUGACUACUCCUUUUUAAGGCAGUGAGAUGUUAAUAUCAUACCAUCACCUUAGGCAUCACCUGGAUUUUGCUCAGUUUUAAAUUCAGUAAUAAAGGUAUGACUUGAAACGGAUGAGUGUGUCUGGUCACAACAGAUAGAAAUGUGAAAUAAAAAGCCAUGUUAGCUGAGACAGAAUUUUUGGACUUAAAUGCUUCGUCCUGACUUGGUCAGCUCUUCUCCCUGUAGGGUACAGCCUUGUUUGUAAUUAACUUAGAAGGUUUAUUUAUUAGUUUUUUAACCAAGUGAAUCUGAUAUAAUUGUAAAAGUAUCUUUCAGGUGGAUUGUAUGAUAACAGGCUCAACUAUUUGAAGUUAAUCUGAACACGUGUGAGUGUGUGUUUGAUAUUCAGAAGUGCCUCUUUUGUAUGUUUCUUUUUAUCUGUAUGCUAUGAGCAGUGUCUUUACCAACGUCUUAUAUAUCCUCUUUUUUGUACAGCAUUUUGAUGUUUAAUUUAUUGUCAGAUACAAUAUAGUUGAUAAUAUACAGCAGCAGGUAUAAAUCCCUUAACAUCUGCUAUAGAGGAACGGUUAUUACUGUGAGAAUACUUGAAAAUAUUGUAUCUGGCUUAUUCAAAUAAAUGUGAUUGUUUUAUAGAA
This is a messenger RNA of Melanotaenia boesemani (Boeseman's rainbowfish), 5496 nucleotides long. It is a transcript of the gene ogfrl1, whose product is annotated as opioid growth factor receptor-like 1. The transcript has 7 exons. The record is from RefSeq and is a predicted model, not a curated record. Lineage: Eukaryota; Metazoa; Chordata; Actinopteri; Atheriniformes; Melanotaeniidae. Gene Ontology annotation, molecular function: opioid growth factor receptor activity. Gene Ontology annotation, cellular component: membrane. The coding region runs from base 95 to 1273 and encodes 392 amino acids.